This is a messenger RNA of Rangifer tarandus platyrhynchus (Svalbard reindeer), 1227 nucleotides long. Lineage: Eukaryota; Metazoa; Chordata; Mammalia; Artiodactyla; Cervidae. The record is from the annotation of a GenBank genome assembly.
AUGUGGGCCUUCCCGGAGUUGCCGAUGCCGCUGUUGGUGAAUUUGAUCGGCUCGCUGAUGGGAUUUGUGGCCACACUCACCCUUAUCCCUGCUUUCCGAGGCCACUUCAUCGCCGCGCGCCUCUGUGGCCAGGACCUCAACAAAUCCAGCCGGCAGCAAAUCCCAGAGUCCCAGGGAGUGAUCAGCGGUGCUGUUUUCCUUAUCAUACUCUUCUGCUUCAUCCCUUUCCCUUUCCUGAACUGCUUUGUGGAGCAGCAGUGUAAAGUCUUCCCCCACCAUGAAUUUGUGGCCCUGAUAGGUGCACUCCUUGCCAUCUGCUGCAUGAUUUUCCUGGGCUUCGCGGAUGAUGUACUGAAUUUGCGCUGGCGCCAUAAGCUGCUGCUGCCCACAGCUGCCUCACUACCUCUCCUCAUGGUCUAUUUCACCAACUUUGGCAACACGACCAUUGUGGUACCCAAGCCCUUACGCCCGAUCCUUGGCCUGCAUCUGGACUUGGGGAUCCUGUACUAUGUCUACAUGGGGCUGCUGGCAGUGUUCUGUACCAAUGCCAUUAAUAUUCUAGCAGGAAUUAAUGGCCUUGAGGCUGGCCAGUCACUCGUCAUUUCUGCUUCCAUCAUUGUCUUCAACUUGGUGGAGCUGGAUGGUGAUUAUCGAGAUGAUCACAUCUUUUCCCUCUACUUCAUGAUACCCUUUUUUUUCACCACCUUGGGACUGCUCUACCAUAACUGGUACCCAUCUCGGGUGUUUGUGGGAGAUACCUUCUGUUACUUUGCUGGCAUGACCUUUGCCGUGGUGGGCAUCUUGGGACACUUCAGCAAGACCAUGCUCCUCUUCUUCAUGCCCCAGGUGUUCAACUUCCUCUACUCACUGCCUCAGCUCCUGCAUAUCAUCCCCUGUCCUCGCCACCGUAUGCCCAGACUCAAUACCAAGACAGGCAAACUGGAGAUGAGCUAUUCCAAGUUCAAGACCAAGAGCCUCUCUUUCUUGGGCACCUUUAUUCUAAAGGUAGCAGAGAACCUUGGGCUAUUGACGGUGCGCCACAGUGAGAAUGACGACGGUGCCUUCACGGAAUGUAACAACAUGACCCUCAUCAACUUGCUACUUAAAGUCUUUGGGCCCAUGCAUGAGAGAAACCUCACCCUCUUCCUGCUGUUGCUACAGGUCGUCGGUAGUGCUGUCACCUUCUCCAUUCGGUACCAGCUUGUCCGACUCUUCUAUGAUGUCUGA